AUGCAGGAGGAGUUCUACGCCCUGCAGCGCAACCGCACGUGGCAUCUUGUUGCGCGACCCCCUCGUGCCAACAUCAUCACUGGCAAGUGGGUGUUUUGCCACAAGACCCGCCCGGACGGUUCUCUCGAGCGCUACAAGGGAGCUGACACAGCAUAUCUGCUGCUCUACGUCGACGACAUCAUCCUCACGGCAUCCGCCCCCGAGCUCCUUCAGCGGCUGACAGCUCAUCUUCGUAAUGACUUCACCCUCAAGGACUUGGGGCCUCUGCACUACUUCCUCGGCAUCGAGGUGGUCCGAUGGGCUGACGGUUUCUUUCUACAUCAGCAGAAGUAUGCCCACGAGCUUCUGGACCGUGCCUGCAUGCUUAGCUGCAAGCCGGCGCCCACCCCCGUCGACACGAAGGCGAAGGUCUCUGCUCUAGAGGGGUCUCUCGCGUCCUAUGUAGUGUUCUAUCGCUCCAUUGUUGAUGCUUUACAGUACCCGAUGCUGACUCGACCCGAUCUGCAGUACGCUGUCCAGCAGGUGUGCCUCCACAUGCACGCCCCGCGUGACUCUCAUUUGACCCUGGUGAAGCGCUACCCCGACACCCGUCGCUCCACGUCCGGCUACUGCGUCUACCUUGGGCCAUCGUUGAUCUCUUGGUCAUCGAAGCGGCAACCCACGGUCUCCCGCUCCAGCGCCGAGGCAGAGUAUCAGGCAGUGGAGAACGCCGUGGGCGAGUGCUCUUGGAUCCGUCAGCUACUCCAGGAGUUGCUUUGUGACAUUCACAAGGCCACUCUUGUCUACUGCGAUAACGUCAGCGCGGUCUACCUCUCCGCCAACCCGGUGCACCAUCGACGUACGAAGCAUAUUGAGCUUGAUAUUCACUUCGUGCGAGAGCAGGUUGCCCUUGGCCGUGUUCGGGUUCUCCAUGUUCCGACGUCGCAACAGUUUGUUGACGUGAUGACUAAGGGAUUGCCUACUCCCGUCUUCGAGGAGUUUUGA
Messenger RNA from Aegilops tauschii subsp. strangulata, 984 nucleotides. The record is from RefSeq and is a predicted model, not a curated record. NCBI's taxonomy places the organism in Eukaryota, Viridiplantae, Streptophyta, Magnoliopsida, Poales, Poaceae.